AUGUCGCUCUCGCGCAGCCCGUCGCCUAUACCUGGUGGCGGUUGGGCCAGCCCUGGCCUCACCAUCAACACCAGCGGCCGAUCGAGUCCGAGCAGAGGCUUCUCAGCAUCCAACGGCGCAACAUCGCCUUGGGAAACCUCCAAGAUGAGAACCGCUGGCAUGAACGGAUACCCGUCCUUCUCCACGCAGAACCAAGGCUUCUUCACGAGACACAUGCGCCGGAUAUCAAGUAGCCUGCCGCGAUUCAACCAUCAGAGCCACUAUACAGAGAAAGAGAAACUGAGCCGAGCAUCAUGGCCGGCGCAGAAGGUGCCGCUGGUGGGAAGGAUACGGAGCGUCUUCGCACGCAUGGGCAGGAAGAUGAAGCUGCGCUUGCUGAUACUUCUUUUGUUGUCCCUGGCCAUGACCAUCUUCUACAAUACUCCUCUAGUGUACCACUGGCGGAGACACUUUGGUGGUGGCCAAAAGUAUGUCAUUAUCUUGGCGGCCAACGUUGGGGGAGGUGUCAUGGAAUGGAAGGGCGCCCGCGAAUGGGCCAUUGAACGGGACAGCGUUCGGAACAAGAAGAAAUACGCGAACAGAUGGGGGUACGAUCUCGAGAUUGUCGACAUGAGCACCAAGAAACGAUACGCACACGAGUGGCGCGAGAGCUGGGAGAAGGUCGACUUUAUCCGCUCUGCCUUCCGCAAGUAUCCAAAGGCCGAAUGGGUCUGGUGGCUCGACUUGAACACCUACGUAAUGGAACUUUCCUAUCCCCUACAGAACCACAUCUUCAACGACCUGAACAAGCACGUCUACCGCGACAUCAACGAAUACAACCCUCUGAACAUCAGCCAUCCCUUCACCGACCCUUACCUAGACGAGGAGUCGCGGAGCCCCGUCGGCGACGGAAGGGCCGAAUCCAUCAACCUCAUGCUCUCCCAGGACUGUUCGGGCUUUAACUUGGGCUCUUUCUUUGUCAAGAAGGGCAACUGGGCCGACCGGAUGCUCGAUAUUUGGUGGGACCCUGUCGCCUAUGAGCAGAAACACAUGGAAUGGGAGCACAAAGAGCAGGACGCCCUGGAGCAGAUGUACAAGACCCAGCCAUGGAUUCGCAAGCACACGGCCUUCCUUCCGCAGCGUAUGAUCAAUUCGUUCCCGCCCGGCGCAUGUUCCGAGAACGGGAACGACACACGCAUUCACUACGACCAAAAUGACCGAGAUUUUGUUGUCAACAUGGCCGGCUGCGAAUGGGGCCGCGACUGCUGGGGGGAGAUGUACAACUACCGCGAGCUCAGCUAUUACCUGAACCGCAACCCGUGGGAGCGCUUCAAGGAGGAUCUCAUCGCCGUCAUCUGGUUCAAGCUCACCGGCCAAAAGGUCAAGCUCUAA
Molecule: messenger RNA, 1371 nt
Organism: Colletotrichum navitas
Lineage: Eukaryota; Fungi; Ascomycota; Sordariomycetes; Glomerellales; Glomerellaceae
Product: galactosyl transferase GMA12/MNN10 family protein
Exons: 3
Coding region: 1-1371 (456 amino acids)
Biological process (GO): protein N-linked glycosylation
Cellular component (GO): Golgi membrane
Molecular function (GO): glycosyltransferase activity
Source: RefSeq, a predicted model, not a curated record